AUGGCGGAAAUCCGUCGCAAGCUGGUCAUUGUUGGUGACGGUGCCUGUGGAAAGACCUGUCUUCUCAUGUGAGUCUUGCAUCCGCCAUUCAAUCACUCCCGCCGCCUGGCACUGACCGCUCCCACAGCGUCUUCUCCAAGGGUACCUUCCCAGAGGUUCGUCCCACCCACUCUUCGCCCAACCCCUGAAAGCCAGACCGCGUCAUCGCCGCCGAUAAGGCGCAGCACGCAUCAAUCACGAAUUGGCACCCAUCCGCAAUGAGCGCACCAACUGACACGCCUGACUGCAGGUCUACGUCCCUACCGUCUUCGAAAACUAUGUCGCCGACGUCGAGGUGGACGGCAAACACGUCGAACUAGCGCUAUGGGAUACGGCUGGUCAGGAAGACUACGAUCGCCUCCGACCCCUUUCAUACCCCGACUCGCAUGUCAUCCUCAUCUGCUUCGCCAUCGACUCGCCGGAUUCGCUCGACAACGUACAAGAGAAGGUAGGGAACUGCUCACGUGCCUCAUGGACAUAUACUCGAUGCUGAUUGGCUGCGCGCACACAGUGGAUCUCAGAAGUUCUACAUUUCUGCCAGGGCCUCCCCAUCAUCCUCGUCGGCUGCAAGAAGGAUCUGAGAUACGACCAGAAGACGAUUGAAGAGCUGCACAAGACCUCGCAAAAGCCGGUGACACCAGAGCAGGUACGCCUUCCACCGGUCUUCAAAGCCGAAUGUCAGGCGAGGGUAUGGAGUUGCUGACAAUAUCAUCUUUCUAGGCCGAGGACGUCCGCAAGAAGAUUGGUGCCCAGAAAUACCUCGAGUGCUCUGCCAAGACCAACGAAGGCGUCAGGGAGGUGUUCGAGCACGCCACGCGCGCCGCACUGCUCACGCGGAAGAAGAAGGAGAAGAAGUGCUCGAUCCUGUAA
Messenger RNA from Lecanosticta acicola, 909 nucleotides. The record is from the annotation of a GenBank genome assembly. Lineage: Eukaryota; Fungi; Ascomycota; Dothideomycetes; Mycosphaerellales; Mycosphaerellaceae.